Bacillus rossius redtenbacheri is the source of this 1821-nucleotide messenger RNA. Its product is annotated as T-cell acute lymphocytic leukemia protein 2-like. The transcript has 5 exons. Gene Ontology annotation, biological process: mesoderm formation; regulation of transcription by RNA polymerase II. NCBI's taxonomy places the organism in Eukaryota, Metazoa, Arthropoda, Insecta, Phasmatodea, Bacillidae. Gene Ontology annotation, molecular function: RNA polymerase II cis-regulatory region sequence-specific DNA binding; protein dimerization activity; DNA-binding transcription factor activity, RNA polymerase II-specific. Gene Ontology annotation, cellular component: nucleus. The coding region runs from base 225 to 689 and encodes 154 amino acids. The record is from RefSeq and is a predicted model, not a curated record.
ACACAGCUGUGGCGCGCCAGUCGCCCGUCGUCGCCAGCUCGUCGCAGACCGCCACGCUCACGACACUCCACGCGAGAGCUCCGUCACUGCAGCAGUGAGUCUGCACGGCGCGUCUGAAGGCAGUUCCCACUCGCCCUGCGCUAACCAGCGCACAGGGGGCGUAGUCCGGGGGAACUGCAAGCGGCCCGAAGAUCUGCGCGUGGUCAUCUCUCGAUACGGCGCGCAUGUCCGGGGGGCAGCUGGCGGGACCCUUCAGCGCGCCCCGCGAGGAGGUGGCGGGUCGCCAGGUGUCGCUGGACGCGCAUGUGGUCGCCAUCACGCCCUGCAGGAACGACGCCUGGACGGCCGGCUCCCGCUCCGAGAGAGACUACAAGAAGUCGGCGUGCGACCGCGAGAGAACGAGGAUGAGGGACAUGAACCGGGCCUUCGACCUGCUGAGGGAGAAGCUGCCCCUGUGCAAGCCCCCGGGCAAGAAGCUCUCCAAGAUAGAGUCCCUGAGGAUGGCUAUCCGCUACAUCAGGCACCUGCAGGCGGUGCUGGAGCCAGGGACAGGACACAACUGGGGCUUACCAGUGGUUGAGCAGCAGUACUGUGGGGCGUUGCAUUACCCCUACCAAGAGCCAUUACUGCCGGAAUACUGGGGGCCCCCACCACCACCCGACUGCCAGCUGCCGACUGGCUACUACUGAGCACCUUACACCUCAUGGACUGCCAGCUGCUGGCUGGCUGCUACUGAGUGCCUUGCCACCAUCCGACUGCCAGCUGCUAGCUACUGAACAUCUUGCCACCACUCGACUGCCAGCUGCCAGAUGGCUACUACUGAAUGCCUUACACUACCUGAUCAAGUACCAGCUGCUGGCUGGCUGCUACUGAGUGCCUUACACCUGCUUCACUGCCAGCUGCCGACUGGCUACUACUGAACAUCUUGCCACCGCCCGACUGCCAGCUGCUAACUACUGAACGUCUUGCCACCACCCGACUGCCAGCUACUGAGCGCCAUUCCCCUGUCCGACUGCCAGCUGCCAACUGGCUACUACUGAGUGCCUUACACCUGAUCAAGUACCAGCUGCUGGCUGGCUGCUACUGAGUGCUUUACACCUGCUUCACUGCCAUCUGCUGGCUGGCUGCUAAUGAACACCUUAUACAUGCCUGCUUGACUGCCAAAUGUUGGCUGGCUGCUACUGAAUGCCUUGCCAAUGCCCGACUGCCAGCUGCUAGCUACUGAACGUCUUGCCACUGCUCUACUGCCAGCUACUGAGCCUCAUUCCCCCGUCCGACUGCCAGCUGCCAACUGGCUACUACUGAGUGCCUUAUCCCUACCCGACUGCCAGCUGCCAACUGGCUGCUACUGAGUGCCUUAUCCCCACCCGACUGCCAGCUUCAAACUGGCUGCUACUGAGCACCUUACACCUGCUUGACUGCCAGCUGCUGGCUGGCUGCUACUGAGUACCUUACACCUGCUUGACUGCCAAACUGUUGUCUGGCUGCUACCGAGUGCCUUGCCACCGUCCAACUGUUACCUGCCAGUUGGCUGCUACUGAGCGCUUUACCUCCACUCGCUCGUACAUACGACCUCGUGACACCCUCGUUUUCAUUCUAGUGAUAGAUGCUGCACCAGCUCCACCCUAAGGAAGCCAUCACAAUAUGUCCUGUACUCACCUGUGUGCUUAUUUGUGCAGCUAACCAAAACAGUAAUGUAAUAGGGACACUGUCAAAACAUUUAUUAACAGUUACCUUAAAAACUACAGGUUUCUUUAACCUUUAUUGAUAUGUAUUUUUACUAUGUACUAAUAUGAAUAAAAACUUAACAUUUGUUGUUAA